Plasmopara halstedii is the source of this 420-nucleotide messenger RNA. RefSeq lists its product as hypothetical. The record is from RefSeq and is a predicted model, not a curated record. Lineage: Eukaryota; Oomycota; Peronosporomycetes; Peronosporales; Peronosporaceae. The coding region runs from base 1 to 420 and encodes 139 amino acids. The transcript is spliced from 3 exons.
AUGGGCGCUGGUGCAUCAAUUGCCACGGAGAGUAGAUUGACGAAGAAGACUAAACCCACUCAAAGACAUCAAGUAGAAGACAAAGUUACUACGAGACUAUCGAACGAUGGUCGCAACGACUCCACUAAAGUGCCCACUUCAAUCGAUGCCCGUAUCGUUGCUACACUGCGUCUGCUCAAUUUAACAAGACGUGCAGAUCCAAAGAGAAACCAAAAUACGCAUUUUGAGCGCAUCGUCCUUCAAUUUGCUUUGGUGCGAGAAGCUUUUUCCGCUCUUCGCAGCAUUUAUCAACAACUUGCCAGCACUGACAAAGAUGGACUUGACUUUGAGGGACUCAAAAUGGCACUCAUUGCUUUAGGAAUUCACAUUAACGAAUACGAUUUGACUGAGAUCUUUUACGAGUCGGACAUGGAGUGUUAG